UGCAGUGACAGCACAGCUGCACACGCCAUGUUUAGUGGAAACAAAAGGGGCAAGUUCCACUGCUUGGUUGCCGGUUAAAGAAAUAACAUCGCUGGCUAACUAGCUAAGGUUGAUGAAAAAUAAAAAACGAGUAUGAGAAGGGAAUUUUGGGGGGGGCUGAUUGGAUUUGUUGGAGGUUGUUACAAUGCCCUUUCCGUCUACAAACCAGGUGUUGUUGGGUCGGGAGACACCCAAACACUAUGGGAUCACUUCUCCUAUCAGCCUGGCCCAAGCCAAGGAGGCUGACCUGGUCCUCACACACAGGCUGACUGAGGCCCUGAAACCAUACGGGGUGUUUGAAGAGGAGCUGGAACUACAGCGCAGAAUACAUGUGUUGGGAAAACUGAACACCCUGGUGAAGGAAUGGAUCCGUGACGUCAGUGAGACAAAGAAUCUGCCUGCCUCAGUGAUUGAAACGGUUGGAGGGAAGAUCUUCACAUUUGGGUCCUACAGGUUAGGAGUCCACACUAAAGGUGCUGACAUUGAUGCCCUGUGUGUGGCUCCUCGGCAUGUGGAGAGAACGGACUUCUUCUCCUCGUUCCUGGACAAGCUGAAGGAGCAGGAGGAGGUCAAAGAUUUGAGGGCUGUUGAGGAGGCAUUUGUCCCCGUGAUAAAGCUGUCUUUCGACAGCAUUGAGAUUGAUAUCCUGUUUGCCCGGUUAGCGUUGCAAACCAUCCCAGAGAAUCUGGACCUCCGAGAUGACGGGUUGCUGAAGAACCUUGACAUCCGCUGCAUAAGGAGUCUUAAUGGUUGUAGAGUUACAGAUGAAAUCCUCCAUCUUGUGCCCAACAUUGAGAACUUCAGACUGACACUGAGGACCAUCAAGCUGUGGGCUAAACGUCAUAACAUCUACAGUAACAUCCUGGGCUUCCUGGGUGGUGUAUCCUGGGCCAUGCUGGUAGCCAGGACCUGCCAGCUCUACCCCAACGCUGUGGCCUCCACCCUUGUACACAAGUUCUUCCUCGUCUUCUCCAAAUGGGAAUGGCCCAACCCUGUUCUCCUGAAGCAGCCAGAGGACUGCAACCUGAACCUGCCAGUCUGGGACCCCAGGGUGACCCCCAGUGACCGGUAUCACCUGAUGCCCAUCAUCACACCAGCCUACCCCCAGCAGAACUCCACCUACAACGUCUCUGCCUCUACACGUGCCGUCAUGGUGGACGAGUUCAAACAGGGUCUGUCCAUCACAGAUGAAAUUUUGCAGAGUAAAGCAGAGUGGUCCAAACUAUUUGAAGCACCAAACUUCUUUCAGAAAUACAAGCAUUAUAUUGUGUUGCUAGCGAGCGCCCCCACCGAGAAGCAGCACCUGGAGUGGGUUGGUCUGGUUGAGUCUAAGAUCAGGAUCUUAGUAGGAAACCUGGAGAAGAAUGAGUUCAUAACGUUGGCCCAUGUCAACCCCCAGUCCUUCCCCGGACCCAAGGAAAGCAGGGACAAAGAGGAGGUCAGCACCAUGUGGGUGAUAGGGGUUAUCUUUAAGAAGAUGGAGGCAUCAGAGAACCUCAACGUUGACCUGACCAUUGACAUCCAGUCCUUUACUGACACAGUGUACCGGCAGGCGAUGAACAGCAAGAUGUUUGAGGCGGACAUGAAGAUCCAGGCCAUGCAUGUGAAGAGGAGACAACUUCACCAGCUACUGCCCAACCUGGUCAUGCCCAAACGCAGGAAGCACUCGACAGAGGGGCUUCGUCAGAUGAAUGACAGUAGUCUGGACCUAUCGUUGGACAGCGACAACAGUAUGUCAGUGCCGUCCCCCACGGCCGUGCCAGCCACUGUGCCCACGUCAACCCCAGUGAAGUGUGGCCCACUAGGUCCCCCUCCAAGUCCCAUCGCGGCUGCAGCCAGCCAGCCUGAGGCCCCGGCUGUGAAGAGACCUGGCUCCCCUACGCAGGAAGACAGGAAGAGGUUCAAAUCAGAUGCUGAGGAUUCAGCCAUUGAGAAGAAGCCUUCAGGAGACCCAGUCCCCACAAGCCUGACCCCCUCUCCUCCGCCCACCAUGGGCCCCCCAGCGGCCCCCCAGACCUCUCGCCAGGAGAUGCUGGAGGAGGAGGACCCCUCCCCAGUACCAGAGACUAGGACAACAGAGGAUGGUGCACCUGCUGGAGAGGAGUGCACCACUGUGGAGACACAGGUCAAUGAGGACAGGAUGUCUGAGGAGAUGCCUGCUUCUGAAGGGGAAGGCAAGAUGGAGGCAGAUAUUAAGCGAAUGGUCAGUGCGGACCUGUCUGAUGUGCCCCUCCUGCCAGCCAACCCAAUUCCAGUGGUCAAGAACUCUAUAAAGCUUCGCCUCAGCAGGUAGGAGAGAGGACAGACAGACGCAUCUACUCGCCUCCCCGGCCCCCAUACCCUGAACUCUACUGUGGAUGUCCUAAGACAUUCUCAGUCCUCUGCGGAAUGCCCACAGUGCUGCAGAUAAAGACAGACAGACAACACAGGCGACUAGACAGACGUCACUCUUUUCAACCAGGGACAUUGUCAGUUGACAUGUAGGACGUAGCUGCAACUGUCUCCACAAGAGGGCGAUGUUGCUCUUCUGCUGAAUUCUCCUAGGUGGCUUCCAACUUAUACCUUACUGGUUAAAGAGUAGAAGUUGUCCCAUAGACACAGAUCUAGGAUCAGCACACCUUCCCCUGAGUCUUAGUAAAACACAAAACGGACCCUAGAUCACCAUGUCGGCAUCUUCAUCCUACUCCUUCCAGAGCUGCUGGUUACCAGGAAUAAACAACGUGACAUAGAGAUGUCAUCUUUCCUGUGCAUGCAGACGUGUGUUCUGUGCGUGUACGUGGAUGCUCAUUGGUUCUCUCUCUUCUUCGCUCCUCUUUGUGUUGUCCAGAGAACAGACGAUGACGGAACAAGUUCUGACUAAUGAUAUUGGGAUUUCUUUGUCCCAGUGGUUUACGGUGUGUGUGUGUGUGUGUGUGUGUGUGUGUGUGUGUGUGUGUGUGUGUGUGUGUGUGUGUGUGUGUGUGUGUGUGUGUGUGUGU
This is a messenger RNA of Salvelinus namaycush (lake trout), 3017 nucleotides long. RefSeq names its product poly(A) polymerase type 3-like. Gene Ontology annotation, cellular component: nucleus. The transcript has 20 exons. Gene Ontology annotation, molecular function: poly(A) RNA polymerase activity; RNA binding. Bases 185 to 2332 code for a protein of 715 amino acids. Lineage: Eukaryota; Metazoa; Chordata; Actinopteri; Salmoniformes; Salmonidae. The record is from RefSeq and is a predicted model, not a curated record.